AUGGCAACUCCUAGAGAACAUAGUAUUCUUUUCACAUUGACAAUUUGUCUCAUUGCUGCUACAUUGGCUGCCGCAGAUUACGGCGACAAUCAUUACUACCACAAGUCUCCUCGUCAUCAUCAUAAGUCGCCUUCGUCGUGGCAGCCUCCAUAUCAUUACAAAUCUCCCCCACCGCCGACGUAUAUUUAUAAAUCUCCACCCCCACCUUCUUACGUUUAUAAAUCUCCACCUCCACCAUCCUACAUUUACAAGUCACCACCUCCACCUGCAUAUGUGUACUCUUCCCCUCCUCCACCUCCUUAUGUUUACAAGUCUCCUCCUCCACCUGCAUAUGUAUAUUCUUCCCCUCCUCCACCACCUCCAUAUGUGUACUCAUCCCCUCCUCCACCAUCUUACGUUUACAAGUCACCUCCUCCACCCGCAUAUGUGUACUCUUCUCCUCCUCCACCAUCAUACGUUUACCAAUCUCCUCCUCCACCUUCUUACAUUUACAAGUCACCUCCUCCACCUGCAUAUGUGUACUCUUCUCCUCCUCCACCUUCAUACGUUUACAAGUCACCUCCUCCACCUGCAUAUGUGUACUCUUCCCCUCCUCCACCAUCUUACGUUUAUAAGUCACCUCCUCCACCCUCAUACAUUUACAAGUCACCUCCUCCACCUGCAUAUGUGUACUCUUCUCCUCCUCCACCUUCAUACGUUUACAAGUCACCUCCUCCACCUGCAUAUGUGUACUCUUCUCCUCCUCCACCUUCAUACGUUUACAAGUCACCUCCUCCACCUGCAUAUGUGUACUCUUCCCCUCCUCCACCAUCUUACGUUUACAAGUCACCUCCCCCACCCUCAUACGUUUACAAGUCACCUCCUCCAUCUGCAUAUGUGUAUUUUUCCCCUCCUCCACCAUCUUACGUUUACAAGUCACCUCCUCCACCUUCAUAUAUUUACUCUUCUCCUCCACCACCUUCAUAUGUUUACAAGUCACCUCCUCCACCUGCAUAUGUAUACUCUUCUCCUCCUCCACCAUCUUAUGUUUACAAGUCACCUCCUCCACCCUCGUACAUUUACAAGUCACCUCCUCCACCAUCUUAUGUUUACAAGUCACCUCCUCCACCCGCAUAUAAGUAUUCUUCCCCUCCUCCACCGUCUUAUGUUUACAAGUCACCUCCCCCACCAUCAUACGUUUACAAGUCACCUCCUCCACCUGCAUAUGUCUACUCUUCCCCUCCUCCACCGUCUUACAUUUACAAGUCUCCUCCUCCACCGUCUUACGUUUAUAAGUCAACUCCUCCUCCGAGUGUUUAUUGA
Molecule: messenger RNA, 1302 nt
Organism: Impatiens glandulifera
Lineage: Eukaryota; Viridiplantae; Streptophyta; Magnoliopsida; Ericales; Balsaminaceae
Product: extensin-2-like
Exons: 1
Coding region: 1-1302 (433 amino acids)
Biological process (GO): plant-type cell wall organization
Molecular function (GO): structural constituent of cell wall
Source: RefSeq, a predicted model, not a curated record